AUGUCGACGACUACAACAAUCACUGCGCCUCCGGGUCCGCCGGGGCAACCGGACAUUUCGUACGUGCCAAAUCCAGAAAAGUGGCGUGCCCGCGCCGAGUCUCGGAUUAAAGCCGGGGGGUUGCCGAACAAGGUCCCGGAAGGUUUUCCGGAGCAACUCUCCGGAAAUCUAGUGUGGGAAGGCAGUUCCGUUGCAGCCAGUUACAACUGGACCUUCGUUCUUAGUGAUGGUCAUCUCGAUGAGAUCGAUAGCGCUGUGAAGCAUUUCAAGUCUCUCAACCUGCCGACUGGUCAUGUCAGUGUCGAGACCUUUCCACUCCCGACCUUGCACCCUGAGCUUCGUCGUCUCUCUGCCGAGUUGCAUAAGGGCCACGGCUUUUUCGUCAUCCGCGGUUUGCGACCAGACGAGCACACACGAGAGGAGAAUCUCAUCAUUUACGCCGGCGUUUCGGCGCACAUUGCACCGCAGCUGGGCCGACAGGACCACAAGCACAACGGCGAACCCGCUGACGUUGUGCUGGGGCACAUCAAGGAUUUGAGCAGCACGCAGAAUGGUUCUAUUGGGAGCCCGGCCUACACGACUGACAAGCAGGUCUUUCACACGGACUCGGGUGAUAUCGUAUCCCUAUUUGCCCUCGAGACGGCGGCCGCGGGCGGAGCCAGUAAGCUGGCGAGCACGUGGAGAGUUUACAAUGAGAUAGCAAAGACGAGGCCUGAUUUGAUCCACACACUAUCAGGCACCUGGGACCAGGAAGUUUUUGAAAAGGCCGACAAGCAGUGGACGGAGCGCCCGCUCCUCUUCCACUUCCCCGCCACCGACUCUACUCCGGAGAGGGUCACGCUUCAGUAUGGUCGCCGCUAUUUUGUGGGAUAUGGUGCGCUGCCGCGAAGUCCAAACGUUCCCGCUAUCACAGAGGCCCAGGCAGAAGCGCUGGAUACGCUGCACUUUUUGGGUGAAAAGUUUUGCGUCAAUACCAAUUUCCAAAAGGGCGAUAUCCAGUACAUCAACAAUCUAGCCAUAUUCCAUGCUAGAGAUGGGUACACCGAUACUGCAGAGCAGAAGUAA
Molecule: messenger RNA, 1065 nt
Organism: Pestalotiopsis fici W106-1
Lineage: Eukaryota; Fungi; Ascomycota; Sordariomycetes; Amphisphaeriales; Sporocadaceae
Exons: 3
Coding region: 1-1065 (354 amino acids)
Molecular function (GO): oxidoreductase activity
Source: RefSeq, a predicted model, not a curated record